GACAGAAGAGAUAAAAAAUGCCAUGACAACAAUAUUAUGAACAAAUAGGAAUCUGAGUAAAUAUAUUCAUUUCUGUCUUCUACUUCGUUUAUUUUCCAAAUGGUGCUUGUUCUACUGUAAUGCUGCGGAAUCUUCGUUAACCAGAGCUAAAAGAGUGUCCCUUUAGUAUUUAAAGGACGUUGACAGUAUUCAAGUGGAUGGCCUUUUCACUUGUAAGAGGUUUUACAAAUAAUAACAUGGACGUGACACGCAGGCAACAACCUAAGAGCUCUGAUUACAUACUGUUGACAGCUGACAGUGUUGGGCCAACUGGGUCUCCUUUGAAUUUUUUUUAACAAGCUGCGAAUGUGACGUCAAAGCCCAGAGCGCAGAUACUUUUGAAAACUUUGCGCAAGCGCAAAAAGUGCAAGGAACUCUGAGAGGCGUGGAGAAGACCGUACAGCAAGCCGUCGCUUAUUCAUUGUUUGCUGAUUUUGUGAAUGUUCGGACGGACAGGCGCACGACUAAGGGUCUUUGACCAUCUAGAGGUCAACUAAGAGCUGGUGAAAAGGAUACCAAGUGCCACUCCGCUCCGAUAUUCUGUCAUCUUGACAUCUUCAAAUGGCUUUCUACGGCUCUAAGCCCCAAGAGAACUCUGGACAGGCGUACUUUAGGAGAAGAAGAUCUGAUGAGGAAGUCGCAGCUGUGUCUGAUUUGAUACGAAGAUUUUCUGAAGUUAUUAAAACAUUUAAUCAUGAGGAUCUCCUUAAGGUCACCAAAUAUUACAGGCCCUAUGUGGACUAUGUGAUCGAAUGCAGCAUCGUAAGUGUCCUACAGAACCUAGUCACCAAACACAUCCUCACCAAUGAUGAGGCCAAGAGAUUCAAAGCCAAAGGACAGCAUAAGGAGACAGACAAUGUGGAGUCCAUCAUCGGUGACAUGAUCAACAAAGAUAGCAUGAUGCUGGUCAGCAUGUGGCAGGCAUUGGCUGAAGAACUUGAGAGAUUUCCAUUACCAAAUCUGACAAGAAUACUGGAGGAGUUGACAGAGGGGGGUCUGGACCUCUUCAAGGACAUUCAUACCAGUUUCCAACCUUUUCCCAUUGAUGCUCAUAUUAAAGGCCUCCAAGAAACACACAAAGAUGGUGUGUCUGAACCCACAAGGACUCUGGAGGAUCAGGCUUCUCCUAGAUAUCCUGUGGGUUUUGAGACUCGAUAUGCUGAGUUGAUGGUUAUUGGUCAAUACAGAAGGAUCAACCAUGAAAAGCUUCAUGAACUAGAGAAGAUGGGGAGGACUCAUGCAAUGCUGGUCGAGGAGAAGACAAAAAUUAAAUCUGAGCCUAUCUGGACUGAGCAGCUUUUUAGAAGGAGUAUAGAGAGUGAGACUCCUCCCCACAUCAUAGUAGUUAGUGGAGUGGCAGGAAUUGGGAAGACCACCAUGGUCGAGAAGAUCAUGUUUGACUGGGCCAGAGGCACUCAGUACCAGAAGUUUGCAUUUGUGUUUCUUUUUAAAUUCAGGGAGCUCAGCUUACUAGACACAGAAACAGAGCCACACAUGGCUCUGACCAGGCUGAUCACAAGGCACUAUAAAUAUCUUAAUGAUCUUAGAUUGAGUGAAAUCCUUCAGAAACCUGAAUCUCUCCUCUUUAUAUUUGAUGGCCUGGAUGAGUACAGACACAAACUGGACUUCACACAGAAGCGGCUCUGUUCAACACCAGACGACUACUGUCCUAUCCCUAUUCUGAUCACCAGCCUGAUCAGUCAGACAUUACUUAAGGGCUGUUCAGUGCUCAUAACAACAAAACCAACAGCUCUGGAGUCCCUAAACAUGAAAAGAGUGGAUCGAUUUGUAGAAAUCCUGGGAUUCUUCCCUGAACAAAGGCUGCUGUUCUUUAAAAAAUUCUUUGAUGAUGCUGAUCAGGGUGCUGAGGCUUUUCAGUAUGUGGAAGAGAAUGCCAUGCUGUAUACCAUGUGCUUCAACCCCUCGUUCUGCUGGAUUAUUUGCUGUGUGUUGAAGAGCUACUUCAUGACACCUAAAGAAGAGCGAGGAGCUGCACCCAGAACUUUCACUGAGCUCUUUGGGAUGUUUCUUUGCAACACCCUGACCAAUCACAGGAAAGAAGCCAAGGACCAGCGAAGGAUUCUGAUAAAAUUGGGAAAAAUGGCUUAUUAUGGGGUGGCUAACAGGAUUCAUGUGUUUUAUGACAAGUUUGAGAUGUCCACCUUUGGUCUCCAGUCAGUCCCGUCCUCUCUUUUCCUCUCAGGGUUUCUCAAAGAAAUCCUUCAAAGAGAAAGCACUCUGGAGCAAACAGCAUAUACAUUCUACCAUAUUACCCUGCAAGAGUUCAUAGCUGCCUGCUCUUUCUAUCUCGAUCCAUCAGGGGGUGUUGAGGAGCUUCUUGCGAUGCUGGACUCCUGUGAAGAUGGACGAUUUGAGAUUCUCAUUCGAUUCCUUGCCGGACUGACCAGGCCUUCUCUUUUUAAAGCACUGGGUGGAAUCCUGGGGGAGUUUGAUAGGAAGACGACACAACAGAUACUGGAGUGGGUAAAGAAGAAAGCUGUGCAGGGACUACAGGGCCAAGAUAAAAGUGAAGCUCUGCGAGUGUGUCAAUGGCUCUAUGAGACUCAGAAUGAGAAAUUAAUCAGAAAUGCUAUUGGGAAGCAUUUAAAGAUGGACUUCAGUUCCAUGACUUUAUCACCUCUGGACUGUGCUGUGCUGAGCUCUGUCAUCAGCUGCUGUGGAGAACUUGAGGAGCUUAACCUGUCAAACACGCACCUCAUCCCAGAGUGCAUCAGGAGGCUGGCACCGGGUCUCAGCUGCUGUAGACAUGUCAACUUGUCGUCAUGUCAUCUCACGUCCAGAUGUUGCUCAAUUCUCUCCUCAGUCCUUUCAUCUCCACACUCACAGCUGAUUGACCUGCAGCUGAGUGACAACAGCAUAGAGGACUCAGGAGUAGAUGAGCUGUGUGAGGGGCUAAGGAGUGAAAACUGUAAAUUAGAAAAAUUGAGCCUCUCUCAAUGUGGUCUCACCUCCAAAAUUUGCUCAGCUCUCUCCUCACUCCUCUCUUCUCCAGUCUCACAUUUGAUUGAACUGGACCUAAGCAAAUGCAACAUUACAGAUUCAGGAGUAGCUCAGCUGUGUGAGGGUAUGAAAAGCGAAAACUGCAAAUUAAGGAAACUAAGCCUCUCUAACUGUAGUCUCACUUCCACAUGUUGCUCAGCUCUCUCCUCGAUAUUCUCUUCUGAACACUCAAGGCUGACUUUUGCGUUUUUGGACAAUAAUAAGCUGGGAGUUUCAGGAGUGGGUCAGCUGUGUGACGGAUUAAGGAACUCAAACUGUAAAUUAGAGACACUAUGGCUAUAUGCUAAUGGGAUCGGUGAGAGUGAGAAGAAGGAAAUGAGGUCACUACAGGAGGAGCUGAACAGAACUGGUCGGCAGGUGUAUAUCGUCACAUGAGAAGACUGAAUUUGAUGAUCAACUGACCCUCAGUGACGGCGCCCCUGCCCAUGCACUCUAAAUUAGUCUCUUUAUUCUUCUCUUUAUUCUUUUGUAAUCUCAUCAGCUCUCUUCCACAUACUUAAUACUCUCUAUGUCUUCUUCACGGCCUUUGUGAUUCUUCUUUACACUCACUUGUUUUGUUCUCAAAGCCACCUAAGGUCAGAAGUCCACUGAGAGUAGCAUCAGGAGUAAUAACAGGUUGAUUGUCCAGUUUUAAGAAAAUGGUUGGGAGAAGGGGGUAUACUGGGCAGAACUGGUAUUUCUGCAAACCCUGGAUGAGUCGCAAGUCCAUCAUCUGACCAGCUGUAAGCGGAAACAUCACAAAACUCCUGCUUAUCUACAAUAAUUAGUGUUGUUUGAACCUGUCUGCUCCACUCCUGGUUCAUUGUCCCUAUUUGCAUUUAAUUCCUGACUUCUACGUCUGACUGAGCAGACACUGCCAUGUGCUGAUUUGGUCUUCUGUAACACUUUAAGACACAUAAGGCUCUUUUGUUAAUUUUCUUCUUUUUCAUUCCCUUGUUUCCACUUCAAUGUCCCCUCCACUAUUGUCCUCUUUGGGGAGCAGCAACCUGAAUAAAUGAACGGUUUAAAAAGAAACAAG
Erpetoichthys calabaricus (reedfish) is the source of this 4078-nucleotide messenger RNA. Its product is annotated as NACHT, LRR and PYD domains-containing protein 3-like. Bases 601 to 3435 code for a protein of 944 amino acids. The transcript has 10 exons. Gene Ontology annotation, cellular component: cytoplasm. Gene Ontology annotation, molecular function: protein binding. NCBI's taxonomy places the organism in Eukaryota, Metazoa, Chordata, Cladistia, Polypteriformes, Polypteridae. The record is from RefSeq and is a predicted model, not a curated record.